UAUACAAUCGCGGUGAGCAUUAACAAUCCAUUUAUUAACUGAAACUGCAUGUACUGCAAAUCCUUUUAACAUUUUAUUUUAGUCACAUGACCUUCGACGAGAUUCAAUAUCGUACGGAGGAUGUUGCAGAAAAUGUCACUUCCGCUGAUCUGGAAAUAGAACUGUUAUCUCUCCGGAGGUGUAAAUGAUGUACACUCCCCUCGUCCGUUAAAUUCACCCCCAUGGCAGCAAAUGAAGGGUUCGAGAGGGUUCGUAGCCCUUUUGAUUUGCCAACCCAUCAGAAACGCCUGCGCCAUCUGAAGUCUAUAUGGAUGAGAAACUUACAAUGCAAAAGUUUUAACAGAAGUGAAGUUAGCAAGAUGGAUGCUUUCUUUACUCUGCAUAAAGAUGAGAAUUCAGAAGCUGUAUAUAAAAGUGAGAAAAUUAUCGGAUCAAUGAAUCCAUCAUGGAAGAGUUUUGAUGUAAGUUUCUUUGAAGAUAAACUGGACACGAUUUCUAAAUAUGUUGUUAUAAAGAUAUGGAUUGGUAUUGGUAAAAAUGUUAAAUUAUUGGUGGAUUUGCAAAUUAAUCUUGAUGGUCUUAUGUUUUUGGCUGAUAAGUUACAAAUGGAAGGUGUUAAGUAUACACCUAAUACAGUCAUAUUUGGAAUGUUUGAUAAAUACUUUGUAGAUUCAAAAAUCAUCCAAACACUCACAAAACAGGAAGAAGAGGUAGAAAAUAAAAAACAGUUAGCCGUUAAAAUGUUGCAUGUUUAUUUAGCCAACCAGAGACGUUCUUACAAUUCCAACUCUUUAACAAGAAUCCAUACCAUACUAAGAGCUGUAAAACAGACCCAAGCUUCUGUACGACGAGUACAUCAACACAUACAAGAUAAAUUAAUAGCAGCACAACAACUAGACGAGAAGUUAGCAAAGCGAGAAGAAUUAUUACUGAAAGUAAACCAGUUAGGUAAUGAGUUGAUUUGGCAGACGACGAAACUGCAGACUGACAAAGAUACGUUUGAUAGACAGCAUAAUACAAUCAGAUCACGAUAUGAAAAGUUAAAAGAGAAUAAAAAUAAUUUAAAUAUUUCUAGAAAUAAAUUAGAUGAGGAACGGCAGACGUAUAAUCAACAACGGGAGAAAUGGAUCAAAGAGAGCGCUCAAUUAUUAAUACGUAGAAAACAGCUGAUUGGUGAUCUAGCUACAUCAGUCUUUCCUAUAAUAGAGUCUGAGAAACAAGAGAUGUAUAUUUGUGCCGUAAGAUUACCUAAUUCAGAAAGUUAUCAAGGACAAGAUGAGAUGAUGAUUGCUGUGGCACUAGGUUACACAUGUCACCUGACGUUAAUGAUCUCUCAGAUUCUAUCUCUACCUCUACGUUACAUCAUGGAAUUCCGUGGUUCACGAUCACAAAUACGAGAUCAUAUUCAUGUUAAAUUAACAGAGAAAGACAGAGAUUUUCCACUGUAUGGUAAAGGAAAAGAGAAAUUCCAGUUUAAUUAUGGUGUAUUUUUAUUGAAUAAAAAUAUAAGUCAGUUACGUUUUUAUUGUGGUUUAGGUACAAGUGAUUUAAGAUUAACGUUACCUAAUUUAAAAUCUUUAUUAGAAUUACGGUUAGGGGUUAAAUGUGAUCAUACUACAACUCAUUCAUUAACACCAUCAGUUUCUGGCGGGCAGACAACAGUUAGUUCUUCAGUGAAAGAUGGAUCACGAAGUAUGACUGGAUCAAGCUCAGCGUCGGGCAAUACUCAACAGGAUCAAUCGACCUUGCUGAAUUCUCUAGAUACUGAAAUUAAUGAGAGUUAUCUUCCCCUUGAUAGGCAAAUCAGUGAAUUUGAGUACCAUUCAAAAUCUGUUCUAGAACAUAAGCAACUUCUCCACCAAGAUUCCUAUGACAAUAAAGGUGAAUUUCAAACUAACAGCAUAGAAACAAGUAAAAACCCUUUAUUUUUAACGUCAGACUUCUCGAUUAACGCAUCGUCUAGUGAUAUACACAUGCAUAAUAACACAAAUAGUGAACCAAAUCAAGAUGAAACACAAAGUGACUCAUUUGUGAACAGUACUUUUACUGUCAUGUCUAAAGAUUUAAACGAUAUUAAGGGCAGUAACUCUGAUGAUUAUGUUAGUUCAUCUGAAUUUACCGACACUUUGACUUGAUAGUGCUUUAAUGUAGAAGAUAUGUAUUCUCGAUCAUUCCAGUCUAUAUUGUCUUUUCUUGGACUACAAUAAAUAUAGUUUCAACAAGAUAAUACCAUAUCAGUUCACCCUGUCAAAGGUCAUACAGAGAUAUCUUGGAAGAAAAUGACAUUUUCAAUAAGUCAUUACCUUAACUGUAUACACAGAUAGUCACUAUAUACACACCAUGGCUGCUGUGCAUUUCAGACUAAUAAAAUUAAUUAUAAUUAAAACAGGAACAAUAUAGGCAGGAAUGACCGAGACUUGUAAACUGGUAGUUCCACCUUCUUGAAUUUCCAAUAAAACGUUUGGAAAAGUUCUUCUAGUGAAUUUCUAUGUGAUUGUUACAGAAUGGAAUUAGAAAGUAAAACAAUAUUUUGGAUAUUUUGAGACUAACAUGUGGUUAGGUUUAAUUUUCUAUUCUAAUGUGUGUAAUGUGAAGGAGAGAAUUGUUCCCAAAGACUCAAUAUUUAGCCGUUAUGACCAAAUUCUGGCUGUUUUGACCAAAGUGAAUUUUGGCCGUUGUAGCUGAUAUGACAUCCUAACUUACUUGAAACAAACAAUAUACAUGUAGGACCAAAGUGUAUCUAAUGACGUGUGCUGUUCAGUAAAAUUGUGGAUUAUUGAGUAUAGCUGGGAGAUAAAAGUAUUAUAUUCCAGGUUUCAUGGAUGAAGAAAACACAAAAUAUGAUGCCACGACAUAGAAAUUAGAGAGAUGAAUAUGUAUUUAUGAGGUUUUCCUCCUUUUACACUAAACCCAAAAUCAAUUAUAUCUCAACAUUAGCUUUAUAGACCUCAAAUUUUCUAGGAAGACAGAUUGUCACUCCACAAAACAAAUCAAUGUAUAAAACAUACUCUUCAAAAAAAGAAACGCAUAGCCCAUUUUUCAUCAUUUUUUUUAUUUAACAGGGAUCGAUGUUUCCAUAAAUCUUACUUGUUUUUAAUGUUAUUAAGUAAGGAUAAAAGAAAUUCAUUAUUGGUUUUAAAUGUAGGGUCACUAAUUGUGACUUGAAUGAGCCAAGUGAUGCCACAUCUGAAUGAAGACCAAUGCAACAACACGAUCAGUCGGUUACAAGCAGGUGAAUCCCAGACAGAUGUAGCCAGACGGCUGAAUGUUUCCCAGAGUACCAUCUCUCGCCUUUGGGAUAGGUACCGACAGCGAAGUUCAACAAGUGACCAACCAAGCCCAGGCCAAACAAAAGUGACCUCGCCUGCCUUGGUUACGUCAUUUGCGAGGUCCACUGCAGCAUCAAUUCUUGGACGACUUAGGAGCUCAGACCAGACAGUCCGUAAACACCUACGUGAAACCGGAGUACGUCCCGUUAGAGCUGCUGUUUUAAAAUACGCGGACACCGUCAAAUCCGACUUCAAUGGGUUUAGACACACAAGGUAUGACCACAGCAAUGUGGCGAGAAGAGUAUAUAAAUUAGUAAUACAAAAAUUUGUGUUAUUAUUUAUAUGUCUUGUAGAGGUUGAUAAUUUCUAUUUAUUUAAAUAUUGGAUAUGGAAUUAAUACAUUGGUCUUUUGAUUAUA
Molecule: messenger RNA, 3687 nt
Organism: Patella vulgata (common limpet)
Lineage: Eukaryota; Metazoa; Mollusca; Gastropoda; Patellidae
Product: UV radiation resistance-associated protein
Exons: 15
Coding region: 222-2135 (637 amino acids)
Biological process (GO): SNARE complex assembly
Cellular component (GO): lytic vacuole; endosome
Molecular function (GO): SNARE binding
Source: RefSeq, a predicted model, not a curated record